Oryzias melastigma (Indian medaka) is the source of this 2592-nucleotide messenger RNA. RefSeq names its product minichromosome maintenance domain containing 2 (gene mcmdc2). The transcript is spliced from 15 exons. The record is from RefSeq and is a predicted model, not a curated record. Bases 34 to 2097 code for a protein of 687 amino acids. NCBI's taxonomy places the organism in Eukaryota, Metazoa, Chordata, Actinopteri, Beloniformes, Adrianichthyidae. Gene Ontology annotation, molecular function: DNA binding; ATP binding; single-stranded DNA helicase activity. Gene Ontology annotation, biological process: double-strand break repair via break-induced replication.
CUCCGCUCCCAGAGUGACGCAAAGUCACGGUACAUGGAUAUGGCGGAUGUUUUAUCGUUUAAGGAAUCAAUUGUGGUCUACUUAGACAGAAGUGGUGGCUUUAAGAAACUAGAGGACGACUGCAGGCCUCUAAAUGACCCACAGCGGACCGAAGCAGUCUACAAAUUCUGCAUCCGCGUCAAUCCCUCCGAUGUGAUGGAGAUAGACCCCCUGCUAGGGGAUUUAGUUCUGCACAACCCCCUCAAGGCAACCUAUCUUUUUCAAACUGUCUGCUUUCUGGCCAUAAAGACACUUUCACUUACCGAGAAAAUAUGCACGGAAAGCCAGGUGAAUGUUACUCUGAACUUCACACACCUUCCUCCAUUCCCUGAGUACAUGUUGGACCUUUGCAAAUUUCCUCGAGUGUAUGGCCCCAUGAGGCCUGUCUGCAUGGAGGGCUUUGUAAUUGCCAUGACCAGGGUCACAAAGUACACUCAGGGGGCAAGGUUCCUCUGUGUUAAUGAUGACUGCCCUUGCUCCACAGGGUUCCACCACAUCCGAGUCCACACACCAGGAGCAACAGAGUCCGCCACUGUGAGAAAUGACUUCACAUGCAUGGUCUGCAGCUCCCAGCUAAAAGAAGAUAUGAAGUUCAGAGUUUUGGGAGUGCAUGUUCUUUUUGGCACAGAUAAACAGCUGGUGGAGCUAAUUCAUCCUAAAGCAUUGGAGGCUUUAAAAGGGAACCAGCAAAGCCCACUCAGAUACCAAUCGGUUACUGUGUUCCUCAGAGAUGAGUUGUGCAACUCCAUGAGAAUCGGCCAGCUCUACUCGGUGCUAGGCAUUCCCGCCCUUGUGCACCAAUGGCCCAACAUCACCUGGAACGUAGAGGCCAACAACGUCCAACAGUCGGAGCCAAAGAGCUGCAGCAAACUCCCAACCAAAUUCCGGGAGCUGCUGAAUGGCACGGCCUCCUCUGCAUGGAGGUUCUCCGCCAUCGCAGCUCACUGCUUUGGGUUGGAGGUGGCUCCUCCAGGAUUGUACAACACUGUUAAGUUCAUCUUGCUGCUCAGCCUAGUCCAAACUAACACAAGUAUAAAUUACACAUUUCAGUACCUCAAUGUCCUUGUUGUCACAAGUGAAACACUCAUAAUGGACAGACUCAUGGCGCACAGCUUGAGGUUGGCGUUCCGCGGGGUCAGACAUCAGGCCUCAGGGGAGAUGUUUGCAUCUCUGUCUCGGGAUGAGCACGGAGCAGGUGCUGCAAACAUCCACGCUGGCUCUGCCUUACUGGCCACUGGGGGCAUUUGCAUGUUGGGAGACAUCAGCUGUUACAAGAAGGACAAACUAGACCACAUUCAGUCAGUUCUAGAAAGCCACACAGCUUCCGUCUUUAUCCCUGGUAAGAAGUUUGGUGAAGAUGCUGACCAGAUGCUGUCUUUACCGGUCCAGUGCAGCUUCUGGGCCCUCACAGAGUCCUCUCAGAGGUCUGGAAAACUGGACUCUGCUGUGCUGGGAACUGCAGAAAUGGGUCCUGUGCCACUUCAGUUUUCAGAAGCCUUUGGCCUCAUCAUCGAGUGCAAGGAAAGGGUAGGACAACAGGCUCAGCUGGCCCAGACUCUGCACACCCUCCAGCAAGCGGUCCACCCUGGACUCCUGAACUAUCCGCUCCGCUGGGAGUUUUCUACUCAAGAUUACGCAGAGUUGGUAUCCUGUGCUCGGGAUUUGCAAGUAGAACUUCUCCCUGCAGCAAAGGCGUUAAUCCACGGAUACUACAUGGCGAGCCGUAGAGCUCGCACGCAGAGUCAUGGUGUCAAGAUAUCUGCGGCUUCCAUCAAACUGCUGAUCUCGUUGGCUGAAGCUCACUGCAAACUGUGCCUCAGGACUGAAGUACUCGAGGAGGACGCCGUGAUUGCCGUGCUGCUUUGUGAAAACGCCGUCACCCUUAAGCAUGGUGCAUCUACACUCUUCCUUCCACCUGAACCUGUGUUCCCCUGUGAUGUGGGGGAAGCGGAUGGUUUGCACAAAAGAGACAUAAUGCUGGAUGAGCUCCACCAAAAUAUCCUGCGGUUCAUCUACACUUAUGCCCCUGGAGCUGACACAUACAUCACUGAAGAGUAGGACAUUAAAAAAAGAGGCUCAAAGUUUAAGAGUUCGAGUCAAAUGGGCGAUAUAGGUGGUGGCUAGUAUCAACACGUCGAGUUUGGACAGCUUGGUAUCCGGGGGCACGGAAGGCAAAGUCCUCUGCAGUUCCAGGAAGGCGUUCCUCAGGGUUUGCACCCGGCUCCUCUCCCGGGCUGCGUUCGCCGCCGCCGGGCGUCCUCUGCCGCCGAGCCCGCCGCUCUGCAGCCCUCUGGCCCGGUGGAGCUCGCGGCGGCGGCCGUCCGGACUGGGACUGGAGCUCGGGCUGGAAGCUGGGCUGUCAUCCACCACCGCAUUGGAGCAAUUUCCACUGUCCAUUCGGAGCGUCUGACUUCCAACCAUGCAGGCGCUUUUUAUGGAUCUGGAGAUUUAUGACACAUUUAUUUAUUGUUCUUAAAAAUCUAAGCUGUGUAAGAAUAUUUAAAAGUAAGUUAUUAUCACUGUUCUUUAUUUAUUAAAGCCUCCAUAAAGUAA